AUGAAUAACAAUCAGUAUCUCCCAGUCAACAUUAAUGCUCAACCAUUUGGAUUUCCAUUGUGCAUGCCCCAAUUUAUGAAUUCCCAAUAAAUCUUUUUUCCCUUUAUGUACUACCAGAUUCCCUACUUUUAACCCUUUCAAGCAUAGCAAACUACACCACAACCCCCUUAGCCAAAUGAAAAAGAACAAACAUGGGCUUGUUCUUAGUUUGUGUCAGUUAGUGGUACACGAAUAAGACUGAACCUAAAAUUGCUCAAAGAGCUGCCUUAAACAACUCCAUCCACCAUUCUCGAUGAAAAUGAAUCUGAAUUAAAUAGCAAACAGAUUGACAAACAUUUCAAAAUCAUUAAAUAGAGCAAGCAUAUCAAGAGACAUAUUUCCACUCGUAAUGUUCAAGUGACUACAGAUUAGAAUAAUUAACCCUUUAAGCUCUUUUUUAGGAAAAACGACGGCUUCAUUCACAUAGGAAAGGGGCAUUAGACUGAGAUGGUGUAGAGAAAAUUCAAUUUCAAUAUGAUGAGAAUGAAAUUACAAUAGUUUUAAGUUUGGAAUCAAGAGAAUAUGCCUUUAUAUGAUGAAAUAAAAUAGCUUUUGAAUUUGACAGAUGAUAAAACACUGUAAUUAUUAUAGUCAUACAAAAACAUCAAGUUACUUCACAAGAAACUGAUGAGCAGUGAUCCAAUAACAUAUGAAGAAGUCUAAAAUCUACUAAUAACAAAAUAUAAAUAAUGA
Molecule: messenger RNA, 732 nt
Organism: Paramecium tetraurelia
Lineage: Eukaryota; Ciliophora; Oligohymenophorea; Peniculida; Parameciidae
Exons: 2
Source: RefSeq, a predicted model, not a curated record